Oncorhynchus kisutch (coho salmon) is the source of this 2178-nucleotide messenger RNA. It is a transcript of the gene dram2a, whose product is annotated as DNA-damage regulated autophagy modulator 2a. The transcript is spliced from 8 exons. Bases 794 to 1612 code for a protein of 272 amino acids. Gene Ontology annotation, biological process: regulation of autophagy; photoreceptor cell maintenance. The record is from RefSeq and is a predicted model, not a curated record. NCBI's taxonomy places the organism in Eukaryota, Metazoa, Chordata, Actinopteri, Salmoniformes, Salmonidae. Gene Ontology annotation, cellular component: lysosome.
UUGCUAGCAGCCUUUUGUGUCUAUCAUGACCUCUUUAGUAUUCUGCAAUAUUGUUCUCCAGUACAAAUGUAUUAGUGUGAUAAAGAUGGACAAAGUGACUAAUGAUCCUACGUAGUCCUUUGACCUUUUGACAGACUCCGCAAAAUUGGAAACAGACUUUGGGUUUGAUGUGUCGCGUUGUGAUAUUCUACGUGUGUUUUAAUUAACAUAUGUAUAAGUGCCAUAAUGGGGUAGUUUCCCUUACACAGAUUAAGCCAAGUCCUGGACUAAAAAGCACUUUAAAUGAGAUGCUACGCUUAAUCUGGAUCUGGAUCUGGGGAACUGCCCCAAUAUUUUAACUCUUAUUAGGGAUGAUUAAGUAUUUUUUUGUCAUGUGUAUGCCUCUUUGGCACAUGCGUGCGUGUGGGGUCAGCCAGCACUAAGUUAAAUGAAAGUCAUACUGUCUGGGAGUCAGCUGGUUUUAGGCUGCGCAAAGAACAGCAGACUAGUCACAAGUCCUGUUUGAGGGGAGGGGUGUGUCUGCGUUCUUAGACUGUCUGUAUGGAACAGACAAACACACAUUCUCUUGCUCUCACACACACAGUUCUGUUCUCUUCAUCUCCCAUCAAAGCAGCUUCCCAACUGACUAAUAAAAGCAGGGUUUCACAGAGACCGACCAACUUCUCACGCUUGAAACCCGUGUCUAUCUAGAGCUAUACUGCUCUUGCUGCGUUGAAUGGCGUCCUGAGUCUCUCGCUCUGCCUACUACUGGACUGCUCUGACAGGACCCCUUCCUCCCCCUGUCCCAGGGGGUAUGUGGUGGUUCCAGAGGGGUGUAUGUGCCCUCCCUGCAGCCUUGGUCACCUGGUCCUUGUCCACCUUUGUCGUCAGCUAUGUCACCGCUGUGCUGCUGGGCCACGUCGACCUACUAGUGCCCUACAUCAGUGAUGCCAGCGCAGUGGUUCCCGAACGCUGUGUCUUUGGGUUCAUGCUGAGCAUCUCUUCCUUUUUAGGUGUAGCCACUGUCUAUGUGCGAUACAAGCAGGUCCAGGCUCUGGCACUAGGGGGCGAGCUUAAACUGCAUCGACUUAACUGUGCUGGCAUGGUCCUGGGUAUCAUGAGCUCAGUGGGCAUGUGCGUCGUCGCCAACUUCCAGAAAACCACCAUCAUGUCAGUGCACCUGCUGGGGGCGGGGCUGACCUUUGGCUGCGGGGCGCUCUACAUCCUGGUUCAGACGGGGGUGUCAUACCACAUGCAGCCUCGCUUCCACGGCCGAGACAUCCUGUGGGCGCGCACCGCCGUGGGGCUGUGGACAAUGGCCAGCGUCAUCAUCUCGUUUUUGUCAUCAGCCAUUCUGUAUGAUGACCUACCAGGCGUGGACGUGGACAGAAAAAUACGCUGGAGACCAGAAGAAACGGGUUACACAGCCCAUCUGGUCAGUGCUGUGGCUGAGUGGUGCCUGGCCUUCUCCUUUAUCUGCUUCUUUCUCACUUACAUCCGAGAUUUCCAGAAAAUCCAGUUGCGGGUACAAGUUGUCAUGCAGAGUAAUCACCUGUACGACUACGCCCAUUACGACGUGAGAGAGCAUGCCCACCAUGGAGAGCAUUCGCCACUGCUGGCUGGGAGCAUCUGACUACACUGCCCCUUUCUGUGUCCACACUGCAGUCCCACCCCAGGAAAAGCAUCUCUGUGCCCUGAAAUGACUUCUUCAUCUCAAAUCAAAUCAAAUGUAUUUAUAUAGCCCUUCAGACAUCAGCUGAUAUCUCAAAGUGCUGUACAGCCUAAAACCCCAAACAGCAAGCAAUGCAGGUGUAGAAGCACGGCAUCUCUUGCUAAAUGGAAGGAUUGAAUAGGCUGGAACAAUAAUGCAUUUGCCCACGUGAUUUGGGGUCUGUGAUUUAAGGAAAGGAGGCAAGAGGAUGCCAUUGGAGACUCAGCACUUCAUUGACUGAACUGUGUUGUGUUCAUUACGUCACACAAUGGAAAAUUUGUUUCCUUAUUGGACCAGUCCAGGCAGUCCCUCCCUGUUUCAGUUUGGUGCCUAAUGAACACAAGUAAAGAUAUUUAGUGGGUCAAAAUGUUAAUUGAAAGUGUGAUGCAUCAGCUUUUGCUGUAUCUGUAUUGUAUAGUUUGCUGGAAACAUUUCUGGUAUUUUACUUUCUACAAAUAAAUCUGUAUUUAAUGACUUGUCAAAAUCUC